AAGCCCAUGAAGAAGAACAAGGAAAAAAAACCGGGUUUUCACGAUUCCUACUUUUAGUGGCAUAAUAAUAUUUUUGCAUCAUGAUGAUGGAUUGCGUUGGUUAAAUUGUUAAAGAUUUUGUGAACGAGGACGCCAGUGGAUUACCAAAAGGGAGCAGUGCGGCCAUGGCAGCUGUCCAGUCUGUCCUGUUGUUUGCAGUGUGCGUCCUCAUGAUAACAGAGCUGAUUUUCGCUAAGAAGGACUACUAUGAUAUCCUGGGAGUGUCCAGAGGUGCAACAGAGCGCCAGAUAAAGAAGGCUUUCCACAGGCUUGCAAUGAAAUUUCACCCCGAUAAGAACAAGAAUCCAGAUGCUGAAGUGAGAUUCAGAGAGAUUGCUGAAGCUUAUGAGGUUUUGUCCGACGAGGGCAGAAGAAGAAAAUACGAUCAGUUUGGUGACAACGCAUACUUCACUGGGGAGACGCAAAAACCUGGAAGCCACCAGCCUUUCACCUUCAACUUCGAUGACAUGUUUAAGGACUUUAACAUCUACAGCCAAAACAGACAUUCUCGCCACAGAAGACACUUUGAAGAACACUCCAGGUCCCACAACAGAAACAAGAGACACUUCCAGGGUGGCUUCGGGGCUGGGAUGCUCGACGACAUGUUUGACGACAUGGAUAGAAUGUUUACUUUUGAUAGACAUAGCAAACAGACUGAGGGCAGGUUUCACGGUGCGACGAAGCAACACUGCCGAACUGUAACACAGCGCAGAGGAAACAUGGUGACCACUUACACAGACUGCACUGCAUCCUAAAGGGAUUUCUAGCUUAAAACAACACAAGAAAACUACAGAAAUCUGCAUUGUCAGGAUUAUUGAGAAGAACGUAGUUUGCAAGCAAACAAUGACUUUAGAGAGCAUUCCUCUAAAUUGAAAUAAGCUUUAUUGUAAUUGAGUGUUAGGGAGUUAUAAUUUCUCUUUAUAUAAGCUGAAAGCCAUUUUUUUUCUUCUUUUUUUUUAACUUGUUGCUCAUUAACAGUCAUAAAUUCAUAGGUCACAUCACAAUUUACGAACAUUUGCAGAAUUAGUUUAGGGUUUUCUGAUGAAAGCAGGGAUCACAGUAACCUAGCAUCCUCUGCAUCUUUGUUUCAAUGUUUGUUCUCCACUGUUCUGAAACACUCCUAGGCUGUAUGAUGAUAGUGUCCUUUCUUUUCAAAUGUUUGUGGUCAACCCACUACCGGAGCACUUUUUGCAAAGUUAUUAGACUAUCUGUUAAACAGAAAAAACUAGUAUCAUAGAUAUAUGUGUGUUUGUGUUAAAUUUUAGAACACAAUGCACUCUAAAAAUAAGUGCUGGAGUACUAGACAACAGGAAUUCAUGCCUGACGUUCUUUAAAAAAAGCCUCUUGUAUUAUCUUUGUGAUUCACAGAGGUUUUGGAAAAUUGAAUAUGAAUUCCAGUGGCUUUCUAUCGGAGCUCUUGAGUAUAAGCUAUACAGCUGAACUGACUUAACAAACACUAGCUAAUAAACCCACAGGGGUCUGGU
Cyprinodon variegatus (sheepshead minnow) is the source of this 1523-nucleotide messenger RNA. It is a transcript of the gene dnajb9a, whose product is annotated as dnaJ homolog subfamily B member 9-like. Gene Ontology annotation, molecular function: protein-folding chaperone binding; misfolded protein binding. Gene Ontology annotation, cellular component: endoplasmic reticulum. Lineage: Eukaryota; Metazoa; Chordata; Actinopteri; Cyprinodontiformes; Cyprinodontidae. The record is from RefSeq and is a predicted model, not a curated record. The transcript has 3 exons. Bases 165 to 794 code for a protein of 209 amino acids.